Alnus glutinosa is the source of this 738-nucleotide messenger RNA. RefSeq names its product putative RING-H2 finger protein ATL21A. The record is from RefSeq and is a predicted model, not a curated record. Gene Ontology annotation, molecular function: polysaccharide binding. The coding region runs from base 1 to 738 and encodes 245 amino acids. NCBI's taxonomy places the organism in Eukaryota, Viridiplantae, Streptophyta, Magnoliopsida, Fagales, Betulaceae. The transcript has a single exon.
AUGGCAAGAGGAAUGGGACUGACGGCCCUUAUUGUUGUUCUUGUCCUAGUUCAGCAAACUUGCAAUACUACUGCAGAGGAUCACUGUCCUCCUUCUUCCUGCGGCUCCAUCCUUAACAUAAGCUAUCCGUUUCGAUUAACGAGCGAUCCCAAAAACUGCGGCGAUCAAAGGUAUAAUCUUUCAUGUGAGAACAACAAAACACUAGUGUUACACUUAUAUGAUGGAAGAUAUUACGUACGACAAAUUAAUUACACCGACUACUCAAUCAGAGUUGUAGACCCAGGUAUUGGACUCAACGCUAAUGAGUACUACUCCUUCAUCCCUCGUUAUUCUCUAGAAUAUAAUAAUUUCAGUUCUGGGAAUCCAUAUCAAGCAUAUUAUCCUAUGGCAAUGUAUUUCGUGAAAUGUGAAAAGCGAGUGAAUUCUCGGUAUCAUAUAAACAUUUCUGCUUGCAUUGAGGAUGGAGUGAAUUUUAGUUCCAAGAGGUAUACGUAUGCUCUAUUCGGGUAUUAUCUUGCUGCAGUGAAGUUGGGGGACUUGUGCCAGGUAGAGCAAAUAUCUUUCACGUCCAGGCUAAAUCGUUAUUAUUAUGAUAAUGAUCGAGACUCAAGAAAUAUUUCCUGUACAAACUUCUACAGUGAAUUGCUACAGGGUUUUGACCUUUCCUGGUCCCGAGAUGGUGCGUAUAUAAAAGAAUGCAUGCAAAAAAAAGACUUUCAAUUUCUAAUUAAAUUUUGA